This is a messenger RNA of Hylaeus anthracinus, 1873 nucleotides long. Its product is annotated as alanine--glyoxylate aminotransferase 2-like. The coding region runs from base 177 to 1631 and encodes 484 amino acids. The transcript is spliced from 9 exons. NCBI's taxonomy places the organism in Eukaryota, Metazoa, Arthropoda, Insecta, Hymenoptera, Colletidae. Gene Ontology annotation, cellular component: mitochondrion. Gene Ontology annotation, molecular function: transaminase activity; pyridoxal phosphate binding. The record is from RefSeq and is a predicted model, not a curated record.
AUCGCUUUAGGGCGAAGAGGACAAUGCGCGCGCAGCCCCCCGCUUUCUUCCGCACAAUCGGCAAGCUCUAUAUAUGACGUCACCGGAGUAGGUCGCGGCACUGAGCUGACGGCUGCAUUCAGAAGUCGAGGAACCGUGAUUUACUAUUACCACGAGUUCAGACGUCAUUUUUUGCCAUGGCAGAGUCUUUGGAACAAAUGCCUAAAUCGGAGACGAUCAGGCUCCGCGAGCGCCAUAUCGGCCAGUCGUGCAAAUUGUUUUACAAGUCGAAUCCGCUGAAGAUCGUCAGAGCCGAGGGGCAGUACAUGUACGACGAGAGGGGGAAUCGUUACUUGGAUUGCAUCAACAAUGUUGCCCACGUCGGCCAUUGCCAUCCAGCGGUGGUUCGCGCUGGCCAGGAGCAAAUGGCGUUGCUCUCCACCAACAAUCGUUUCCUCCACGAUGACCUGGUGAUCUGCGCGAGUCGUCUGACUUCGCUGCUUCCGGAACCACUCUCCGUUUGCUUCCUGGUGAACUCUGGCAGCGAGGCCAACGAUCUCGCCCUGCGUCUCGCUCAGACGCACACCAAGAACAGCGACAUCAUCACUCUCGAUCAUGCUUAUCACGGCCAUUUGACCUCGAUGAUCGAUAUAUCGCCGUACAAGUUCAACAAACCGAACGGACCUGGCAAGAAGGACUGGGUUCACGUGGCACCCUGUCCAGACGUCUACCGUGGAAAGUAUCGCGAAACCGACUAUCCAGGCGAGGAUCUCGGGGUGAAGUACGCGAACGACGUGAAGGACAUUUGCCAGAACCUGAAGACGCAGGGUCGCAACGUCUGCGCGUUCAUCGCUGAGAGCCUGAUGUCCGUCGGAGGACAAAUUCUACCCCCUCAGAAUUAUUUCAGAAACGCGUACAGGCACGUUCGCGAGGCUGGCGGCGUUUGCAUCGCCGACGAGGUCCAAGUUGGCUUUGGCAGGGUGGGAAGUCAUAUGUGGGCCUUCCAAGUCUAUGGCGAAGACGUCAUCCCCGACAUCGUCACCGUGGGCAAGCCCAUGGGCAAUGGACACCCAGUGGCGGCUGUCAUCACCACCCCAGCCAUCGCUGGAAGCUUCAAAGCCACUGGGAUCGAGUACUUUAAUACGUACGGUGGCAAUCCUGUCUCCUGCGCGAUAGCGAACGCCGUGAUGGAAGUGAUAGUGCAGGAGAAUCUUCAGGAGAACGCGCUCAAGGUGGGAAAGUACUUGCUCUCCGAGCUGAGGAAGCUGGCCAAACGGAGGAAGAUAAUUGGUGACGUGAGAGGCGUGGGACUGUUCGUGGGUAUCGAGCUGGUGCGCGACAGGACCAAGAGGAUACCAGCGACAGCGGAGGCGAAGUACGUCGUCAACAGGAUGAAGGACAAGAAGGUCCUCGUCAGCAGCGACGGGCCCGACGACAACAUCCUGAAACUGAAACCGCCCAUAGUCUUUACCAUCGACAACGUCAACCAACUCGUCUCCGUCCUCGACGAGGUCCUUCAGGAAGUCGACGUAGACGGCCAAGAGGAAUACGAGCCCAUGACGAUCAUUAAAGCCACAAUCUCGCAAAUGGACGUCGAGACGGACAGUACCGCGCGCACCGCUGGGAAACCGCUUCUCGUCCGCGCUAAUUAGUAUUUAAGAGAAUUAUAUUUAUGAAACGCACGGCGCUUAUCGCGCGAUAUGCUUAAAGUAUUAUUAACCGUGACAUGGACGGCUAUUGUCGUAUGAUUUUGUUGUGGAUGUUAUCGAAACAGGAAUGUAAAUCGAUGGAGGGACAUGUAAUUGUAUAAUUAAGUUCCAUUCGUCGUUAACGAGUGGAGGAUGAGAUGACCAAAAAAAAAAAAAUAUAUUUUAAUAAAUGUUAUUUUUCCGUA